CAUUGAGUUAGAGGAAUCCAUAGGAGGCCCACCCGUUAUGCAUUGCAUGAAAGAACCUUUCUUUUUUGUAUGACUGAGAGGAACGCCUCAGGUCGAAUGAAUACGAAAGGGAGAUCAAUCCAAAGAAACAAAAAAGGCCAUGAAUGAAGAAGUUGGGCCUUUCACCCUCUUUCUAGUUACUCUGGGAGCUGAUCUGAUAAAUGCACUUCAAAGGGAGGGAAGGCUAGGAAUCUCAUCUGCAGAGACAACUGGAACAGAAGCUUCACUGGAAGAGGUAAAGACUACGUCACUGAAGAGUGGUUUGAAGAACAAUACAACGAUCCCAGCUCGGACAGUAACUGGUCGAAAAGCCUCUGCUAAAGAUCAUGUCUUACGCAUAACACAAGCUAAGCCGCUUCCAGUGAAAGCAGUAGUGAGGAAUUGCAAACACCUGAAGAGAGCGGGUCCAACCCGAUACGAUAUCCUUCUUUCCCUAGAAAGAAGUAUUCACAUAGUCCAAUCCAUUACAGCCCGGCAGUCUAACAGGCGUAGAUCACACUGGAACUGGAGUAGUGGAACUAGCACGACGAACAAUGCUCGGCACUCUGGUCAACAAAAAAAAGCAGAAGGCCCUUACUACACUAAGCGCUACGAGAGCCCCCUAUACGGAAGGAGACUCUAUUUGGUCAAAGUCACUUUCCAGAAGAGAUCAAAUCCACCAGACGAGAAACUCAAUUCCGCACUGCUGCUGAGUCGUCGGACUUAUCCACCAAGGGAUUCGUGGAAUUUCUCGCCUCCUUUUGAGUAUGCCGAUACUAAGAGUCCUCUCACUACCAACCAGCAGACAUCAUCUGGCUGGGUCUUGCCGGGUAGAUCGGAGCAAGAGGGAACGCCUAGACGACGUUUUUAUUCCUGGGCUGCUGUAAGUAGAUCGAGAGGUCGUUCCGCCCCUUGUCCCCGAAGAUGGGUAAUAUGUUCUCAAAAAAUGUUGCUUCAAUCUGACCUAGCUGGCGAGCGAUCCCAGUUCGCGGCAGAGAACAAGACAGCAAGCGAGCGUACCUUUGUUCGCUUCUUCUCCACCAAGCACGGAAGUUUAAGGAUAACUGUAGGUCGGUGGCUACCUAAGGAAACUGCGAUUCGAUCCGCCCCCCGAAAAGGAGGCAUUUACCUCAUCCCGAUCACAAGGAGAGGUUCACCAUGAUGGGGGUACUUAUAAUUUUCCUUUCUAGAAAGAAUGAAAUGCAUAGGGGACC
This is a messenger RNA of Arabidopsis thaliana (thale cress), 1232 nucleotides long. RefSeq lists its product as uncharacterized. The transcript is spliced from 9 exons. The record is from RefSeq and is marked reviewed. NCBI's taxonomy places the organism in Eukaryota, Viridiplantae, Streptophyta, Magnoliopsida, Brassicales, Brassicaceae. Bases 140 to 1180 code for a protein of 346 amino acids.